UCGCCGUGUGUCACCUGACUCGUUGUUGUGUGUGUGUGUGUGUGUGUUACAGGAAAGAUGGCUGCUCACCUGUCGUACGGCAGAGUCAACCUGAACAUCCUCAGAGAGGCGGCGAGGAAAGAGCUGCGGGAGUUCCUGGACAAAUGUGCGGGGAGCAAGGCCAUAGUUUGGGAUGAAUACCUGACUGGACCCUUUGGGAUGAUAGCUCAGUACUCACUACUGAAGGAACAUGAAGUGGAAAAGAUGUUCACCCUCAAGAGCGGCAGGCUCCCCUCUGCCGACGUCAAGAAUAUCAUCUUCUUUGUUCGACCCAGGCUGGAGCUCAUGGACAUCAUCGCUGAGAACGUAUUCAGCGAGGACAAGAUGCACUCGUCACGAGACUUCCACAUUUUGUUUGUGCCUCGGCGGAGCAUGCUGUGCGAACAGCGGCUGAAGGAGCAGGGCGUGUUGGGCUCUUUCAUCAACAUCGACGAGUAUAUCCUGGACCUGAUUCCCUACGAUGGUGACCUGCUCUCCAUGGAGUAUGAAAGUGCUUUCAGGGAGUGCUACUUAGAAAAUGACCAAACAAGCCUUUACCACACAGCCAAAGGCCUCAUGACCUUACAGGCACUGUAUGGCACCAUCCCACAGAUAUAUGGGAAAGGGGAAUGUGCACGGCAUGUCGCUAACAUGAUGCUGAGGAUGAAGAGGGAGUUUGCCGGCAGUCAGAACCAGAUCCUGCCCGUGUUCGACACUCUGCUGCUCCUGGACCGUAACGUCGAUCUGCUCACCCCUCUGGCCACACAGCUCACCUACGAGGGUCUCAUUGAUGAGAUCUAUGGCAUCAAUAACGGUUAUGUCAAGUUGCCUCCUGAGAAGUUUGCACAGAAGAAGCAAGGUGAGGCGAGCAAAGAUCUACCCACAGAGCCCAAGAAGCUGCAGCUCAACUCGGCAGAGGAACUGUACGCAGAAAUCCGGGACAAAAACUUCAACGCCGUCGGAGCAGCGCUCAGCAAGAAAGCCAAAAUCAUUUCAGCUGCCUUCGAGGAACGCCACAACGCCAAAACGGUGGGAGAAAUAAAGCAGUUUGUCUCUCAGCUGCCUCACAUGCAGGCAGCACGGAGCUCACUGGCCAAUCACACGUCUAUAGCAGAGCUCAUCAAGGACAUCACCACCUCUGAGGCCUUCUUUGAUAAUCUAACAGUGGAGCAGGAGUUUAUGACCGGAGUCGACACAGACAAGGUGAACACGUAUAUCGAAGACUCCAUCGCCCAAAAGGAUCCUCUGAUCAAGAUUCUGCGCCUGGUGUGUAUGCAGUCGGUCUGCAACAACGGGCUCAAGCAGAAGGUGUUUGACUACUACAAGAGGGAGAUUCUCCAGACUUAUGGUUACGAACACAUGCUAACGUUGAACAACCUCGAGAAGGCGGGUCUUUUGAAGCCACAGACGAGCUCAAGGAAUAACUACCCCACUAUUAGAAAAACCCUCAAACUGUGGAUGGAGGACGCCAACGAACAGAACCCCAACGACAUCUCAUACGUGUACAGCGGCUACGCACCGCUGAGCAUCCGACUGACCCAGGUUUUGGCCAGGCCCGGGUGGCGUAGCAUCGAAGAGGUGCUGAAGAUGCUCCCAGGCCCACACUUUGAGGAGAGACAACAGCUGCCUGCCGGGCUCCAUAAGAAACGCCAGCAGGGGGAGAAUCGGACGACGCUGGUGUUCUUCCUCGGCGGAGUGUCGUACGCAGAAAUAGCCGCUCUCCGUUUCCUCUCUCAAAUGGAAGACAGCGGCAUGGAGUAUAUUAUAGCCACCACAAAACUCAUGAACGGUACAACUUGGAUCAAAUCCCUCAUGGACCGGCCGGAAUCCCAGACACCCUGAGUCACCUGCAUGCACACCUGGCCACAUCAAACACCCCAAUCCAUUAGAAAGAAAACCUCAGCUGCUGUUGUGUUUUUUUUAUGUCCAUGUCGCCGUAGUGCAGGUGUUUCAUUGAUGUCUGUGCAGCUUAGACAGCAACAGGCUGUUUAAAAGGUGCCCGGUGGAGUUUUCCUGUAAGCUGACCACAAUAUAUUUUUUGACAUGAAUGCAUUUUUUUCUGUUAUAUUCAUGUUUUCUUGUUUGCCUUUGGUGUUUUCCUACGUUUCUUUGUACGUUACUCUACUCUACUAUGAAUCAGUUGAAUAUUUAGGCCUGUAGCCUCAUGCACAUUCAUGAUGCAAACACCCACUUGUCAAAACAUUGAAUAUCUAACUCCGCGGGGUGCCUUUUAAUUUUUCCUGUUCUUAAUUCGCACCCAGACAGUAUAAUAAAGCUGGUUUAAUGCUACUACUAACUACUGCUGCAUCCCUUUGUCCUCUGGCUACAUCUCCAUCACUGAGGUCAUUGCUCUGCCAUGGAGCUACUGUGUGUGUAUAUAUAUGUAUGUAUGAUUAAAACCUUUGGGAUGCUGCCGAUGUCAUGUGUAAGAUGAUUAAAGAUGCUCUUUUUUGAA
This is a messenger RNA of Larimichthys crocea (large yellow croaker), 2473 nucleotides long. RefSeq names its product VPS33A core subunit of CORVET and HOPS complexes (gene vps33a). The transcript is spliced from 13 exons. The coding region runs from base 58 to 1860 and encodes 600 amino acids. NCBI's taxonomy places the organism in Eukaryota, Metazoa, Chordata, Actinopteri, Sciaenidae. The record is from RefSeq and is a predicted model, not a curated record. Gene Ontology annotation, biological process: vesicle-mediated transport.